UGCAGAAUUACCAUUAUGUUUUUCAUUGAAACAUUUUCUACGAUGGAAACGCAGCUGUUUUCUCAGUGCGGCAACUUAAACGGAAAAUACCAUGUAAAAGAUAAUCGAAUCAGUUGUGGCGUUGCCAGACAGUCGGCCUGACUUGCAUUCGUCGGUUGUCAGGGCGAUUUUUGAAAAAUGCAAACAAAUCGUUAAUUCGGGUUUGUGGCAAUGUGAUGCGUUUGCCGCAAUUUAUGCUCGACUUGCAAAAGAAACUGCACAAAAUGUUUGAGAAGAGCAAUGAGAACAGCUUAAGUGCCACGCAUCCAAGCAGCAUCCAAGAGAUUGCCGGCCGUCUGUCCGAGGAGCAGCAAAGAUUGCGUCAAGUGGAGGCAACAACGGCGCCCAAGGAGCGGACUCUAUUCGUGCUGGGCAGCAAGUGUGUGGGCAAAUCGGUGGCGAUUAACAAGUUCUUCGACCGGGAUGAGCAGACGACGCGUCCAACUCUGGCCUUGGAAUACAGUUAUGGUCGUCGCAUGGGCAGCGGCAGAUCGGCGCAGGUGCUGAACGUGUGGGAGCUGGGAUCGCUGGACAAUGCCGAGCAGCUGCUCGAGGUGCCGAUGCGAACGCACGGCCUGCAGCAGUUGGCCGCCUUCAUCAUGAUCGAUCUGUCGCAGCCGCAGCGAGUCUGGGCGGAUCUCGAGUGCGCCUACCGAGGACUGAGGGACACUGCCCAGCGCCUGCUGCAGCUGGCAACGCCUCAGCUGCGGGAGCAGUUGCAGCGACGCGCUCUGGAACGGGUGAAGCAUGUGCCGCAGGAUCAGUUGAAUAGCCUGGAACUGUUGCCAUUUCCCGUUGUUAUUGUGGGUGGCAAAUAUGACAUAUUCAUGGACUUGGAGCCGGCACUGAAGAAGCACAUCUGCCGCUGCUUGCGCUCCAUGGCGCACCUGAUCGGCGGCGCCCUGCUCUUCUAUUCGCACAAACUGCCCAAGCUGGCCAAGGUGCUGCGGGACACCAUCAGCCAUCUGGGCUUUGGCAGUCCAACGAAUCCGUUUCGCGGCCAUGUCACCGAUUACAAUGAGGCACUGUCGAUUUGGUUUGGCACGGACAGCUGGACUCAGAUUGGCACUGGGGAGGCGGGCGGUUCCUGUUUCAGUGUGGAGCGCAUUGGUGCCACACUGAGUGUGGAGGUGCCACAGCUGCUGUUGGAGAAACAGAAACAACAAUUGCCACAGGAUCCGGCCAAGGAUGCUGGCUUCAGGGAGUCCCUGAUUGAUGAGAUGCGCGCCCAAAAGGAUCGGGAACUUGCCACAAUUAUGCGGGAUGCCGCGUUGCGUGGCAAAUUCGAGAGUGUGCACGGCUAAAAUCACAGAUUGCAAAACAACCAAUAAAUCGAAUUUCUUUUCUACACAUUUCAAUUGAAAAAUGGUAAAAAAUUAUGUACUCCAAAUAAAGUUGACAAUUACUUUUCAAGCAGCAAACA
Molecule: messenger RNA, 1462 nt
Organism: Drosophila grimshawi
Lineage: Eukaryota; Metazoa; Arthropoda; Insecta; Diptera; Drosophilidae
Product: cytoplasmic dynein 2 light intermediate chain 1
Exons: 2
Coding region: 216-1343 (375 amino acids)
Biological process (GO): intraciliary transport involved in cilium assembly; intraciliary retrograde transport
Cellular component (GO): cytoplasmic dynein complex; ciliary basal body; axoneme
Molecular function (GO): dynein heavy chain binding
Source: RefSeq, a predicted model, not a curated record